Molecule: messenger RNA, 1454 nt
Organism: Rubroshorea leprosula
Lineage: Eukaryota; Viridiplantae; Streptophyta; Magnoliopsida; Malvales; Dipterocarpaceae
Source: the annotation of a GenBank genome assembly
GAAGAUCUCAUUGGUAAAUUGAUGACAUAUGAGAUAGAAGUGCAAGGUGAUGGUGGAGUUGAAAUAGUUGAGAAGAAGAAGAAGAAUGUUGCUUUCAAGGCUAGCAACCAAAAGGAAGAGAGUGAAGAUGAUGCUAGUAAUGAUGAGUCUAGCAAUGAGGAGGACAUCACCAAAUUGAUUUCAAAGGAAGUGAAGAGAUUCAUGAAGAUGAACAUCAAGAGCAAGCUUGCAAAAAGAGAUGAAGGAGAGUCUAUGAAAAAGAGUGUGAAAUGCUAUGAGUGCAACAAGAUGGGGCACUAUAGAAAUGAAUGUCCCAAAUUGAAGAAGAGUGAGAGGAAAGACAAGAAGAGCAUGAAGAAGAAAGCUUUUGUUGCCACUUGGAGUGAUGAUGAAACUAGCUCACCGGAAAGUGAAAGCUCCUUGGAGAAUGGUGUUGCAAAUCUUUGCUUCAUGGCUCAAGAAGAUAGCUACAAUGAUGAGGAGAAACAAGGAAAGGAGAAUAUUGCUCUUACUAAAACCAUUUCAUUGCUUAGGAAUGAAAUUGAAUCUCUCUCAAAACAAAAUGGGGUUUUAGUUAAAGAGAAUGCCUCUUUAAAUGGUGAGAUUGCUCCUUUAAAGAAUGAGGAGUCUAAUAAUGCUUUGAAAAAGGAAAAUGAGGAUUUAAAGAAGGAAAAUGAGGUCUUAAAGAGAAAAGCUUGUGAUUUUGAGAAUGUGAUUUCCAAAUUUACCUUAAGUAAAGAAAAUUUUGAUUCUAUCUUAAAAUCUCAAAGAAGUAUUUAUGACAAAGGAGGCAUUGGAUUUGAUUAUUCUAAAAAGCAAAAGACUUUUAAGACUACUUUUGUAAGAGCAAGUCAAUCUUAUCAUCCUAGUGUUACUUGCUAUUGUUGUGGUGCAAAUGGACACUUUGCUUAUGCUUGUCCUUUAAAAAGAUUAAUAGCUCAAGGAAAAGUUGAUGGCAAAGUCACUAAGGAAAGCAACGUAGAUCUUAAAAGGACUUAUGCUUCAACAAGAAUGUUGGAGUGGAAGUGCAAAGGAAAUUUGUUUUUGAAUGCUCUACUCAUGUGCUCAAAUUGGACAGUAGAGUCGGCUCAAGAAUUUUCACAGCCGGCUCCACCAAAAACUCGAGAGUCUUCUCUCUCUAGAGUUAAGCCGGCUCCAAGACUAGAGCCGGCUCUCUUGCAGCUCUUUGAAUAUUCGGGCUUCUCUCUUUAGAAUUAAGUCGGCUCUAGGACUAGAGUCGGCUCUCCUACAAUUUAUGACUUUUGGUAUUGAUUGUCUAUGAUUUUGAUGAUUAUAUGCUCUUAUUGAGGGGGAGUUUAUUGGUUGAUGACUUUAUUCAUGACUUUGGUUGUCUAUGGUGCUAUAUUGAUGAUGAUUGAUGAUUGAUGAUUAUAUUCAUUAUAUAUUCUUGAUGCUUUAAAGGUUGAUAGCAUGAAUUAAGGGGGAGCAUUUUG